Hermetia illucens (black soldier fly) is the source of this 1904-nucleotide messenger RNA. Its product is annotated as catalase. Gene Ontology annotation, cellular component: cytoplasm; mitochondrion; peroxisome. Lineage: Eukaryota; Metazoa; Arthropoda; Insecta; Diptera; Stratiomyidae. The record is from RefSeq and is a predicted model, not a curated record. The transcript is spliced from 4 exons. Gene Ontology annotation, biological process: hydrogen peroxide catabolic process; response to hydrogen peroxide. Bases 176 to 1693 code for a protein of 505 amino acids. Gene Ontology annotation, molecular function: catalase activity; heme binding.
CGCCCGGCUAGGGAUUUGUCCGUGCUUACCGCGAGUUCGAGCUGGUUUGCUACAUUUUCUGUCUUAAACGGAAUCCGCAGUGUUGUGUUUGUUGUGAUAUAGUGGGCCGGGUGCAAUUAAAAGUUGUUUUUUGUAAUAUUUCUCCCAAGUGCUUUUAUCAAAGACUGUGAACAAAAUGUCGCGAACCCCAUCAGAUAACCAAUUGGAAAACUACAAGAAAACCACGAAGAGUGGCCCAAAUAUAAUAACUACUGGUGCUGGUGCACCAAUUGGCAUUAAAGAUGCCAUCCAAACGGUCGGUCCCAGGGGUCCAGCCCUUUUACAAGAUGUCAACUUUUUGGACGAAAUGGCUCAUUUUGAUCGGGAGCGAAUUCCGGAACGUGUUGUUCAUGCCAAAGGAGCUGGAGCUUUCGGUUAUUUCGAAGUAACCCAUGAUAUCACGAAAUACUGUGCAGCUAAAGUUUUUGAAUCAGUUGGAAAGCGUACACCAAUUGCUGUACGUUGCUCAACUGUCGGUGGUGAAAGUGGAUCGGCCGAUACUGCUCGUGAUCCUCGUGGUUUUGCUGUGAAAUUCUAUACAGAUGAUGGAAUUUGGGAUUUGGUCGGUAACAACACCCCAAUUUUCUUCAUUCGUGAUCCUAUCCUAUUUCCAAGUUUUAUUCACACUCAAAAACGUAAUCCAAUGACUCAUUUGAAAGAUCCCAAUAUGUUCUGGGAUUUCCUUUCAUUGCGUCCGGAAAGCACGCAUCAGGUAAUGUUCCUGUUUUCUGAUCGUGGUAUUCCUGAUGGCUAUCGUCAUAUGAAUGGUUAUGGUUCGCACACAUUCAAAUUGGUCAACGCACAAGGAGAGCAAGUCUAUUGUAAAUUCCACUACAAGACUAAUCAAGGCAUUAAGAACCUUGACGUCGAAAAAGCUGGAGAACUUGCGGGAACUGAUCCGGACUACAGCAUUCGAGAUUUAUAUAAUGCUAUUGCCAGCGGUAACUUCCCAAGCUGGAACUUUUACAUUCAAGUCAUGACUUUCGAGCAGGCUGAGAGAUGUAAAUUCAAUCCAUUCGACGUAACCAAAGUUUGGUCGCACAAGGACUACCCGUUGAUCCCGGUUGGAAAAAUGGUCCUCGAUCGGAACCCAAGCAAUUACUUCGCUGAAGUCGAACAAAUCGCUUUCAGCCCAUCUCAUUUGGUACCCGGAAUACUUCCUUCUCCGGAUAAGAUGUUGCAAGGACGUCUUUUCUCUUACUCUGAUACACAUCGCCAUCGUCUUGGUGCCAACUACCUACAAUUGCCGGUCAAUUGUCCUUAUCGUGUUUCUGUUAAAAAUUAUCAACGCGAUGGUCCCCAGACCUUCACGGACAAUCAAGGUGGAGCACCAAAUUACUAUCCAAAUUCGUUUGACGGUCCUGAAGUCGAGCAACGUGUUAAGAAAUUGAAUCCAAAACUACAUGUUGGUGGUGACGUGUACAGAUACAGCAGCGGUGAUACGGAAGAUAACUUCACACAACCUGCAGACUUCUGGAACAACGUUCUUAAUGCCGAGCAAAAAGAUCGCUUGGUACGUAAUAUUGCCGGACAUCUUAAGGAUGCCAGCACAUUCAUUCAAGAGCGUGCCGUCAAGAACUUCUCGCAAGUCAGCGCUGAUCUUGGCAAUCGUCUCGCGCAACAACUUAAGAUCUACAAAUCAUCGAAAAUGUAAGGAAUUCAAAGGAUGUUGCCCAGGUCGAGACCAAUUAUCAUUUGAAGUGGUGAAUAAGUUUUCGCAGGAUACAUUGAUGUUUUGUCUUAUUUUAAAAUACAUGUAUUUUGUUUGGGGAUUGUAAUCAAUCAUUUACAAUUUUUGAAGAAAUUUUUAAUAUUGGAAAUAAAUGUAAACGUAAUAUAAUAUAAGCGUUUCUGUUUCAAUAAAA